This is a messenger RNA of Aedes albopictus (Asian tiger mosquito), 8571 nucleotides long. It is a transcript of the gene dsh, whose product is annotated as segment polarity protein dishevelled. Gene Ontology annotation, molecular function: frizzled binding. The transcript has 4 exons. Gene Ontology annotation, biological process: Wnt signaling pathway; intracellular signal transduction. The record is from RefSeq and is a predicted model, not a curated record. The coding region runs from base 772 to 2682 and encodes 636 amino acids. NCBI's taxonomy places the organism in Eukaryota, Metazoa, Arthropoda, Insecta, Diptera, Culicidae.
CCCGAGCGAAGCGAACCCGAACGAAACGAACCAACCCGAAACCCGUCGCCGUCGUCCGUGAGACCGAGCGCAGCAGUAGGUAGCAGUAAACCCGUGAAGAAACUGAAGUGAAAAUCGGUGUCCCGUUUGUGUCGCAAAAAUCGCCCAUUUAAUCAGUGAAUUUCCGCGAAAAAUUAGUGCCAAAAAGUGCUCCAACUCGUCGGCCACCGAAUGCGAUAGGUUUCGACCGGCCGUGGAGGGCUCCCGGCGCCGGGAAAUGCAUUUUCCUUUCGGCGACUCCACCGCAAUAAUGGAUGCAGCAGCUCAGUCGUAGACGAGCGAGAAAAGUGAAGAAACAGUGCGGAGUGAGAAAAAUGUUCCAGCCUGACGUCACGCAGCAGCAGCAGUCGUCGCCGUCUUCCUUCGUUGUUCUCGAAAGGUGUGUAUGGAUGAUUGGGACGACGGACGGAUUGGAUGUAUACAUGGCCAGCCAGAUAGCUAGUGGAGUUGUUGCUGUUGCUUGUUUUGCUGUCCUCACAGCGAGAUUUACGAGUUCUUCCACAUCACCGAGUUGUUCAGCAGAGGCGGACGCAGAAACGGGGAAGUAGUUUGAAUUAGUGAUAGGAAAUUGAUGAAGAAGUGUAAAAUGAAGGUUUAAAAAACUGUGUGCGAUCCAGUGACAUCUAGUGUUGUGUUUGGAAAGUGUGAAUACCAAUCAAAAGUCUAAGCACAAGUUUGUUGGGGGGAAAAGAUUGUGAGUUCGGGAGUUCUUUGCACAUCACCGUCGCUACGAUGUACGCAAUGGAUGACAAGAACUCGUCCGGGAGUGGUGGCGGUGGUAGUGGUACCGGAAGUCUCGGCGAAACCAAAGUCAUCUACCACAUUGACGACGAGACGACACCCUACCUGGUCAAGAUUCCACUGCCCUCGAGUCAAGUCACGCUGAAGGACUUCAAAAUGGUUCUGAACAAGCAGAACAUCAACUACAAAUACUUCUUCAAAUCGAUGGACGCCGACUUUGGCGUGGUGAAGGAGGAGAUAGCCGACGAUUCCACAAUAUUGCCAUGUUUCAACGGGAAGGUCGUGUCCUGGCUGGUGACGGCCGAUGGAUCCAACCAGUCAGACUGUUCAGAGCUGCAGCCCACGGAGAUGAUCGACGGCAGGCCAACGUUGGCCCAGCUGCGAACCAUGAACAAGCCAAUGAACAACAUGAUGACCAUCCCGAUGAACCCCCUGACGUACCAAUCGGCCUCGGUCGUGUCCAGCGAUCUGGACUCGACCAGUCUCUUCGAGACGGAGAGCGAAAUCACCCUAGAUAGAGAUAUGACCGAGUGCAGCAGCGUCCAGCGGUUACAGGUGCGUAAAAAGCCCCAGCGGCGUAAAAAACGGGCGCCCUCGAUGUCCCGGACCUCCUCCUACAGUUCCAUCACCGAUUCGACCAUGUCGCUGAACAUCAUCACGGUGCAGAUCAACAUGGACACGGUGAACUUCCUCGGGAUAUCGAUCGUGGGCCAGUCGAACCGGGGCGGCGACGGCGGAAUCUACGUCGGCAGUAUAAUGAAGGGCGGCGCGGUGGCACUGGACGGCCGCAUCGAGCCCGGUGAUAUGAUAUUACAGGUAAACGACGUCAACUUCGAAAACAUGACCAACGAUGAGGCGGUUCGUGUUCUUCGGGAAGUUGUCCAAAAACCCGGUCCAAUCAAACUAGUUGUUGCCAAAUGUUGGGAUCCGAACCCGAAAGGAUACUUCACAAUCCCCCGCACGGAACCGGUCCGGCCGAUCGAUCCCGGAGCGUGGGUCGCACACACGGCCGCCCUCCGCUCCCAGGACACCAUCAACACCGAACUGCCCGAGUCCGUACUGGAGCGGCUCCACGUGGACAUGGACAUGAAGGACAUCGUACGUGCAAUGACCAAACCCGACAGCGGACUGGAAAUCCGCGAUCGGAUGUGGCUGAAAAUUACCAUCCCCAAUGCGUUCAUCGGUGCCGAUGUGGUCAAUUGGAUUCUGGAGAACGUGGACGGCAUCGGGGAUCGGCGGGAGGCCCGGAAGUACGUUUCGCUAAUGCUGAGGCGAGGCUACAUCAAACACACCGUCAACAAGCUAACCUUCUCCGAGCAGUGCUAUUACGUCGUCGGUAACGGAAUCCGGCAGGACAUCUCCAACAUGUCGCUGGACGAUACGGAGAGUAUGCUGAGCGAUAUUGCCCCGUUGCCGAACCCACCGAUCUACAUGACCUAUUCCGGCAACUACAACCCCUCCCAUGGCUACCAGCCGAUUCAGUACGGAUGCACCGGCGAACGGCAUCCCUCGUCCGGGUCGAGCAGUUCGGACAUCCUGACCAGUAAGGACACGUCAGCAUCGCAAAGCGACAUCGCGGCCGUCAUCCAGCAGACCAACCAGAUGACGAUCGCCAACGCGUCCAACAAAUCUUCCGGAUCAUCGAACCGCGGUAAUGAGCAAGAUAUGUCAGAGUUUAAAACCGGCAGUGGUGGCAGCGGCAGCGGUGGCGGCAUCAUCGUCGGGGGUGGUGGUGGCAUCCGAUGUGGCAGUGGUGGCGGUAAGCUGGUCCAUCAGCUGACCGGUGGCAGCGCCAACGACGACGAAGGCUACGAGGAGAGCUUGUACUUCCAACCGACGAGGACACUUCGGAAGGACCAACAGCAACAGCAACAGAUAUAUCACAACAGUGGCAGUAAGUAGGGUAGAUGGUGAGGCUUUGGUUACCUCUUCUUUGGUAAACUUGGCUGGUACCAGUGGCGCAGGAAGGGGGAAACUGAAUGACGGCAGAGAUUGGUACCUAGUUGAACUGCGGCGUCCUAGGAGGAGGCUUGUUGACAGUAUAUGGCUCAACAACAAGGCCUGUUAGUGUGAUCUCACGUUGGUAUCUUAUUGCAUAAAGGCAGGCAGACAAUGCUCCUGCAAAUGAGACAGCAAGGUUCUAGGAAACUGUAAAGCUGGUGGCGCCGCUUAACACGUUUCAAUAUCGGCAAAAUGUUUACCGAAUACCCAAUCGUAAGUAGCCAAAAUUUAUAGGUUUGUCUCAAAAUCACAAGGGUUUUUGAUCACUGGUCGAAGAUAGUUUGACUCACUUGGACUACACUUCUACGUAUCAGUCGGAUUCCCAGAAAAUGUUAUAUAUGACCUCAUUCAGAAAUUCUACGACAUCUUUUUGUGUGAGUCGAUAUGCUUUGUCCGUCUGGUUUUUCAGGAGUUCAGCAGAAUGAUGCAGCUCUGGUUGUCCUCCUGGAAAAUCACUGGGUAACUGAUGUCUUAGCCUAGCCCUCGCAUCAGCUUCAGUAGCCAGAAUAGCGUCUUGCUUGCUCCGACGAGUGCGACAUAAUCCGCUUCGGUUAACGGCAAAGUUAUGCACUCCUGCUUUAACAAGAGACCGGAAUCUGACUUCCGGUCGAUGUGACAACCAGCCCAAUCGGCGUCAGCGUAGCCCUCGAGUGAGAUGACCAGCAGCUCAUCCUAGCUGCAGCUUCAGUCCAGCAGUUUCCUUCAAGUAUAGCAGCGCUCGGCUCGCUCUCCAUUGCCCUGCUGACCUUACGUUUGAGGAUGGACGUCGUGAUAGCUGAAUCUGGACGUGUGCGGCGACAUAGAGACUCUCGUGUUUCUCGGUGGUGGCCAUAACCUUCUCCUCCUUUUGCAGCCAGCAUCCCUCGGAAUCUGUGAUGGUUUUGCUUGCUCCAUCUCGAAUGUAGCCAAAACCUUCGUUAUGUAGCUUUCUUGACGAAGCAGAAAUCCUCCGUCCUCUUGUCGCUCGACCUAAACGACGAAGUACUGCUUUACAUUACCCAGACAAGUAAUCUUAAAUUUUCUUUCCUGGUGCUUCCGUGCACUCCGGCACUCCGUGUCGUCUUUGGUGGCGAUCAACAUGUCAUCUACGUAAAAUAGGAUAGCCUUCACGAAAAGGCUGCUGUCAGCUUCCGUAGCUUCGUACCCCAGCCCUUUCAAGACAUAGGCAGUGGUCCAGUUCCGGACCCUUCGGUUUGCUUCAGGCCAUACAAGCCCCUCCUCAAAUGACACACAGCUUCUGGAUUCCCGGAUUUAUACCCGGGCGGCUGCCGCAUCCGCAUGUAAAUACUCUCCGAAACGUUGCAACGCCUUGUCAUGCAAAUAUACCGUCAUGACAUCUUCAAGCUUUACUUGCAUCUCCGACGAGCUGCAAUUGACAAAUCUCUCGCCGAACGCUGUUUCUCCGUGACCAUUACUUAAGGGUGAACUGUUAUCUUUGUCCCUAACUAGCGAUUUUUUUCCGUCAGUCUGGAAGAAAGCAAUCGUGUUCCCCGUUCACAAAAAAGGCGAUCGAAAGGAUGUCAGUAAUUACCGAGGAAUAUCAUCUCUCUGCGCCAUCUCGAAACUAUUCGAACUCAUUGUUAUGGAACCGCCGAUGUCUCAUUGCAAGCCGUACAUUAGUGAAAAUCAACAUGAUUACAUCUCGGGUAGAUCCACUACCAUCAAUCUCGUGAACAUUACAUCUCAUAUUACGGCGGAACAAGCCCAAACAGAUGUGGUCUACACGGAUUUGAAACUUCAUUUGACUAGAUUAAUCAUGUUGUGACGAUCGCUAAACUGAGGAUCGCCGGCCAAACACUACGCUGGCUCUACUCCUACCUCACAGAACGCUUUCUGACAGUUGAACUUGAUGGACAUUUCUCGGAUACUUCCAAGGCUACAUCUGGAAUACCUCAAGGAAGUCAUCUGGGUCCUCUAAUAUUCCUGCUGUAUUUCAACGAUGUCAACUACGUUAUCAAAGGUCCACGAUUAAGCUUCGCAGACGAUUUGAAAAUGUUCCUGUGCAUUCGUUAUAUCUGUGAUGCUACGAUGCUUCAAGCUGGUUUGAAUGCCUUCCCGCACUGGUUCAGUUUGAAUCGUAUGGUAGUUAACCCUGAAAAAGGCCCCGUAUUUCGUUCUCUCGGAGAAAACAGCCAAUCAUGUUUAACAACCAGUUACACGGGACAGAACUUCAACGAGCUGACCAUGUGAAAGACUUAGGUGUAAUUCUGGACGUUCAGCUGACUUUCAAACACCAUUUGUCGUAUGUUAACGCGAAGGCUUCUAGGACUCUGGGAUUCAUCUUCCGUAUUGCCAAGGACUUUGCCGACGUCUUCUGCCUCAAGUCACUCUAUUGCUUGCUUGUUCGUUCAACUCUAGAAUAUUGUUCCACUGUCUGGCUUCCAUACUAUCAGAACGGCAUAGAAAGGAUUGAAUCGGUUCAGCGUCACGUCAUCCGUUUCGCACUUCGUAGGCUUCCCUGGCGUGACGCUCACCGAUUGCCGAGCUAUCAUAGUAGAUGUCGAUUGAUACACCUCGAAACGCUACAAACACGUAGAGAUGUUGAUAGAGCGAUUAUAGUCGCGGAUUUGCUGCAAGGGAGAAUAGAUUGUCCUGCUAUUCUUGCACUGAUCGACAUUAGUGCUGGCAGCAGAAGAUUACGGACUAAUGCCAUGUUACGAUUGCCGCUCCGACGAGUUCUUUUUGGGCAAAACAAUGCAAUGAUUGGCAUGCAACGUUGUUUUAACCACAGAGAACAGACAUCCAAGUCCAGUUCCAAAGCUAAGGAAUUCAACCGUUAUUUGGAAUGGCAACACAAGCAAGGAUGGGAACACUCACAUGCAAAGAGUUACACUCACUUGAAGUUUUCUCUGCUCAGAAGCGUGCAAUCAACAAACGAUGUAUGAACGACUUUUGCCUUGUGGUUUUGUCUAAAAGUUUGCCGAAUAAAGUAGGAGUCGCACACGCAUAACUAAGUCGUUCGGGAUCUGAGAAGGCAACUCUCCACGAGGUGACACUCACCUCGUGGAGAGUCGCUUUCACAGCUGUGUCACGACUUUGGGAUUCGUGUGCGACCCCUACUCUAUUCGGCAAAGUUUUAGACAAAACUACAAGGCAAAAGUCGUCCAUACAUUGUUUCUUGGUUGCACGCUUCUGAGCUGAGUAAAUAGCAAGUGAGUAUGAUUCUUUGAAAGAGAGUGUUCCCAUCCCUGAACACAAGUGGCAACAUGGUGAUGGCGCUGCUCUGCUAUCGCAAAGUUCCCACCCUGCUGCCAGUGGUGAAUAUCAAACAUAUUUAAAUAUGCUUAUUCAGCACUGACUGUAGCAAUAUGCUGCUUAGGUGACGCAAGGGUUCUAAACGCAAAAAAAAAAUGAUUCCUUACACAGCUUUCGAGAGAUAUUUUGUCUAGCUUAGAUGUCUGUUCUCUGUGUUUUAACAGAGUUGCGCCAGGUUUUGACUUCCGUCUUCCCAGGCAAAUCAUCCGUCGUAAUUUUAUUGAAGAGCUCACCUCUAAGAUGGUGUAAUGAAUUGUAAAUACAACAAUAUUGUAGUUGUUUUGUUCUACGUAUCAUUUUUUACUGUUAUUUGACCCAACUUCGUUGUUAUUCUUUAAUACAAACCAUCAUUGGGACAAUAAUUCUGUUGAAGUAAUAAUAAUCUAUCCAGAAACUAGUGUAGUGUGUUUCGCAGCCGGCGCGUAGGCCUCGUCGUAGUCAGUACCAAAUGUUUGACUGCAUCCCUUCGCGACGAGUAGGGGCUUGUACCUUGUCACAUUUUCAUGCUCGUCUAUCGGUUUCCAAUUGGACGGUAAUCGUACAAUGUUCCAAAGAAGUUUCUUUGCUGAGCUGCAUACUCUUCAUCCAUCGCGACCUUCCACUGCUCCCGCUUUUGGUAGCGAUUGUGGUUCCAAUGUUUGCUGAUUCACCAGGGUACUGUUUUCACGGAAUCGAAAUUGCAGCACUCCCUUGUUCGAUCGGCUUGACACACGUAUUAGCGUUCUCGUUGAAGAUGGUCCUCUCGGUCCGUUGAGAGGACGUGCACCCGAUACACCUAAUCUAGGAAUCGGUAUGCUUUCUGCUGAGACGAACAUCCCACGAAAAUCAUCUUCUGUGAGGCUGCAUCCAACUUCGUUUGGUUCUGCUUCGGGAUCCACACCACGCUUCGUAUGGUGUGACCUAGUCGGUAGUCGGUUUUGAAGGUAGUUCGCUGUGUUUAAGGCCUCUGCCCUAUACUUCGUCGAUAGUUCUGUGAUUUGCUAUUCCGUUCUGCUGUGGAGCGUGCAGUGAAAAACUUUAAGAAACUUCUCCAGGGACCUGUUCUUGAUCUCACCACCGUUGUCAUAGCGAAUGAUCUUCGGUCACCCCCAUUACGAAAUUUCACAGCUUCUCACAAGGUAAGCAGGUGGCAGCCGUGGUGGUUCCGACCGGUGCGCUGCAUUGUAUCAAGAACGUCCACAACGCCAUGAAAGUCAAUGACAAAAGGCACGCACCAAACUACCAGCACGUUUGGCACAGGCUUAAAAUGGAUGAUUCCGGUUUCUCUGGUCACUCUUGGUGUCCGAUUCUUGAUCUCUGGCUUGCAGUAGUGAUAAACAAUGACCUUCUUUCCGGAUCAAGCCUUUAGAACGUGUUUACCGAAACUUCCUUGCAUCGCCACUUCGUCGUUUAGCUUGGUUUUAACGAGAUCCAGUGUCAACUUGUCGUCCGCCCAACUCUCAAACGCGGUCGUUAGGGUGUUGAAAGUUUUCGAGAGACUACUUAGCCCCUGCGUCACCAGCAACUGUUCAUCCAGCUUCAGCCCUAUCACGGAGAGACGCUCGAAAACUUCCUCCAUUACGUUCACGUGCUUCUCCAUGUCCUCUUCACCUAGUACCGUUUGGCAAACGAACUCCGGAGAUACGAUACCUUAGAUGUCGGCGUCGGCUUCUCGAAAAGGUUCUUCAGCCUGUCUGCCUGUGCUUUACACGUACCGUUUUUGACUGUUCGAUGAGGUUAUAUUGGUUGCUCUCCCUCGAAAGACCGAUUGUCGUUCGCGCACGCUGGUGUCCGAAAUCCCGAACAUCAACCCCAAGUAACCAAAAGUUCAGAUAAAAGGGUACUUUAUAAGCUAAGCAGCUUGUUCGAGGUCGCUCAUUAGCCUUCUAAGCAGCUUCAUUUUUAAGUAAUUUUGGAACUUGCAAGUUCACAUAAGCACGCUGCAUAGCCUUCUAAGCAGCUUCUGACUGAACUUUGGCAAAAUUCAUGCAGAAACAAAAAAUGUGUUUGUCAGAAUCACAACCCUGUUGGUGGGUUUGUGAUUCACAUCUGGAAAUUGCUUCUAAUAAUUAUAUUUUCACACAUGUCGCUGCUAUGUAGAUUUGAACUGGAUCCUCCUGCGUGAUAGCCUUCCGACUUACCGCUGCGCUGCUGAAGACACUUGACAAAGUCAAGCUAACUUCACUACUGUACAAAUGUGCAAAACUAGCUGCCGACAGAAAAACGAUUCAAGUCAGACUUCAUCUGCUGUCCACUCAAUAGCAGCUGUAGUACUGUGGUAGAGUGUAGGGUUCUCACGCAGCGACUAUCGGUUCGAAUCCGAUGGGCGAAAUUUUUUUUUGCUCAAGCCUAGUAUUCAUUGAUUUGAUAAAUUCACAUUUGUCUUUUAUUCGUGUUCGCUUAAACAAUUGUUUUCUGUAAAAGAUAUAAAUUUAAUCUUCAUUGAAACACAAUGCUACUGAACUGAACUUCUAUGAACUUGAAAGUUCCGACAAAGUUCCGACAUAGCAUCUUAAGCAGCUUUAAAGUUCCGCGAAGUUCAGAUAAAGUUCCGAA